AUGUCUGUGGGAACUCAGAAGGUGAUGGUGAUCCAAGAUGCAUCCAAAGAUAUUUGUUUGAGUGCAAUCAGAUGGGUCCUGCAACAAUUUUCACUUAAGCUUGGAGAUGAGCUCAUUCUUCUCGGAGUUCUUCACCAGGUUAAUAACCCUAUGGGAUAUAAGAUCAAAGUGGAUUCGGGAACCAUACUUGGAUCAAACCCGAAGAUUGUUGAGGAAGAAGUGGCCAAGAAGAUGGAACAAUACCAGAAGAGUGAGGAUCUGAUGGAACUUUCAAAGCAGUGUGAAAUGGAAAAGAUAAAGUUCCACAUAGAGGUGCAUGCCGGAUCUCCAGCAAAGGCGGUUGGUCUACAAGCUGCUAGAAGUUUACCGGCGACAUGGGUGAUUCUGGACAGGCAGAUGAAGAAAGACAAAAAAUUCUUCUUGGAGAAGCUCUCAUGUGGAAUAUCAAGGAUGAAACGUGCUAACAACAUUGAACAGAUCAGAGGGCCAAAAACAAUUAAGAACACCCAAGUAUCCCCGGCGAGAAGUACUACUAGUACUGACCAGUGUAUAUCAUAUGGUGAAAUGAUACCAGAAUCUCGAGCUACUCAGAAGACUACCUCAGGCAAAGAACAAGGAGGUGAUGGUCGUGGAGGACCCCCACGGGACAGUUAUUGGAAAUCACUUUCAUUAUCUAAAUCCUCAUCUCAUGAACAGAUGUUAUCCUCUACAUUUUCAAGCUCAACCCUAUGGAAUACUGAAGUCUCAAGUUCCAGUGCUACUGAUGCAAAGAACUUCCCCAUGUACUAUCAGGAUGAAUAUUAUUAUACUACAAACACCGAACAAGAAACUGCUGGAGAAGACUCCCCAUUCUAUGUUCCCGAGAGUCUAGAGGGGUUCCAAAAUGAAGCAUCUUUUGGAGGUAGUCCAAAUGAACAACAGAAGCAAGAUGUUAGCAACAGUUAUAGAAUGGGUGGGUGUCAACCAGAAGAAUUUGAAAAUUCUAUUUGCUCAGUCUGCAAGAACAGGCGGCCCAAGAUUGGAUGGAAGAAAGACUUCACCUAUGCAGAGCUCAAAGAAGCUACAGGGAGGUUUUCUCCAAACAAUUUCCUAUCAGAAGGUGGAUAUGGUUCUGUUUACAGAGGAGAGCUGAAAAAUGGGCUGAAGAUUGCCGUUAAGCAACACAAAGAUGCGAGCUUCCAGGGGGACAAAGAAUUUGAGUCUGAAGUUCAUAUACUCAGCAAGGCCAGACAUCAGAAUUUGGUCAUGCUGUUGGGCUCGUGUUCAGAAGGAACCCACAGGCUGCUUGUCUAUGAGUAUGUGUGCAAUGGUUCACUGGAAAAACAUUUAUCAGGUAAGAACCUAUAG
Messenger RNA from Ilex paraguariensis (yerba mate), 1347 nucleotides. The record is from the annotation of a GenBank genome assembly. Lineage: Eukaryota; Viridiplantae; Streptophyta; Magnoliopsida; Aquifoliales; Aquifoliaceae.